AUGGCUGAAGAUAGAAAGAAAAUUCAAACCCAUCGUUUUUACGAAUAAAAGUAUCCCAAGGAAAAUGACUUGGUUGUCGUCGAAGUUGUUAAAGUUGAAGAAAACUGCUGUUAUGUUUAACUUUUAGAAUACAACAGAAUCGAAGGUAUGAUUACCCCAAACGAAAUGACCAAGCAAAUGUAGUAAAGUAUUUAGAAGGUUUUAAAAAUUGGUAAAUAAGAAGUUGUCCAAGUUCUUAGAGUUGAUGAAGAAAAAGGUUAUAUUGAUUUAAGUAAGAAGAAAGUUAGAAACAAUCAAGAUAAUGCCUGUUUAGAUAGAUUCUCUAAGGCUAAGGAUAUCCAUUCAAUUUUGAUUACUGUCUGCGAAUCUCUCCCUUAAGAUUGCAGUGUUAAAAUUGAUGAUUUAUAUACUAAGAUUGUUUGGCCUUUAUACAAGUUAUUCAACCACGCUUAUGAUGCCUUCAGAUUCGCUCUUAACGAUGAAACCAUCAUCACCAAGAUUGACAUUGCUGCUGAAGUUAAAGAAAAGUUGCUCUAAGUUAUUAGAAGACGUUUGAACACUCAACCUAUGAGAAUCAAGGCUGACUUUGAAUUAAGAUGCCACGAAUACGAAGGUAUUGAUGCUAUUAAGGCUGCUUUACUCGCUGGUGAAGCCAAAUCAAGAAAUAAAUGCGAUGUUAAAUUUGAAAUCAUUGGUUCUCCCGUCUAUGCUGGUUGCAUCGUCACUCAAGACAAAAAUUUAGGUAUUGAAGUUCUCAACGAAGCUUUGAAGGCUGUUGAAGAAGUUAUUAUCUCUAAAAAGGGUUCUUACAAGCUUAGAACUGAGCCUAAAAUUUAUGGUGAUAAAGCUCAAGAUAACUUAGAAAUGUUGGAAAAGGCUGAAGAAGAAGACGAAGAUGAUGAAGAUUCUGAAGUCGAAGGUAUGGGUGAUGACGAUGAAGAAGAUGAAGAAAACGAUAACUGA
Messenger RNA from Tetrahymena thermophila SB210, 963 nucleotides. Its product is annotated as eukaryotic translation initiation factor 2 alpha subunit. Gene Ontology annotation, molecular function: translation initiation factor activity; RNA binding; ribosome binding. The transcript has 5 exons. The record is from RefSeq and is a predicted model, not a curated record. Lineage: Eukaryota; Ciliophora; Oligohymenophorea; Hymenostomatida; Tetrahymenidae. Gene Ontology annotation, cellular component: eukaryotic 48S preinitiation complex; eukaryotic translation initiation factor 2 complex; eukaryotic translation initiation factor 2B complex.